UCCACCCAUAUGGUAUUCUAAAUGCUAGAUUCCCAGGAGCAGAGACUCGCAGGAAGGAGAAAUGGCAAACCCUAGGAGGAAUUCAUUCUCAAUCAGCCACAGUUUAGAGAACCAAAACUUGUCGUCUUCACUCUCCCUUGUGUUACACUUCUUGAAGAAGCCGCAGGCUUUUCCAAUUUUGCUCUCAAUCUUUGUUUUACUCACCUGGCUCUCUCUCAGAUUGCAGCGCUCCGCUCAGUUCUCAUCUCCUUCUAAUCAUCCGCACGAUGCCCAACAGAAAUGGAGCCAUGAUGAAGACGAUGACAAGGCCAACCUUGUUAGAUUUAAAUCUGCAAUCCCUUCUCUUAUUCGCAAGGACAACCGUGGCUGGUUGCUUAAUCCCGUGUCUCUUGCUAUUGAUUCUCGCAUUCAAGGUGGAGCAAUAUCGUGUGUUUCAGUUCAUCUUGGUGAAAUCCGGCCUGGUGGAAUGAGGGGAAACCACAGACACCAUACCUGCAAUGAGACUUUUGUUAUUUGGGGGGCUAAAACCAAAUUCAGGCUGGAGAACAAUCAAGUAGAUAAAGGUUUUGCUGAAGUAAUAGUUGGCGAGGACGAGGUCGCCUUGGCUGCUAGCUCCAGUGGAACUGCUCACGCCUUAGUAAAUGUCGAUCCUGUUCAUAGCACAUUCUUCAUGGGGUGCCAAGACAGUGUGGUCAAUUAUAGUAGCUCCACUACUGAUUUUAACGUGUGGAAAGAUCUCUAAUUAUACUUAGCAGCCUAAAUCCGUUGUAUAUGAUUUUCUUUAGUAUGUGAACUUGAUCCAGAGGGUUUUUCUGACGCUACAACUACAUCUGUAUACACUACUCUCAAAUGAUUCUAAUUAUACGGAACGAAUCAAUUCAUUUAUUCUUUUAA
Carica papaya (papaya) is the source of this 894-nucleotide messenger RNA. RefSeq names its product RmlC-type cupin. Gene Ontology annotation, cellular component: endosome; trans-Golgi network. NCBI's taxonomy places the organism in Eukaryota, Viridiplantae, Streptophyta, Magnoliopsida, Brassicales, Caricaceae. The record is from RefSeq and is a predicted model, not a curated record.